CUCUUUGCUCUUUGCACGUAACCGGGCUCGGAGGGAGCCUAGCAGAAGCAGUGCGCUUGCCCCUUUCGGGGGCAUUGGCUCAGAAUCCACAUCCCAGCCAUGCCGGGCCUGUACACAGUUGUGCUGGGGCUCCUGGUCUUUCUGCCCCUCAUGGGGAAUAUCUUCUUCCCCUAUCUUUGGUUGGACCUGGUCUUUCUCUUCUCCAUACUGUACAGAGCAUACAGAACACAGAAGUGUUUCCAACGCGUGCCUGUCUUCAGCAUGCUGGAUGUCUUCUUGGAGAAAGCCCAGAAACACCCGGAGAAGCCCCUGAUUCUCUUCGAAGACAAGUCCUUUUCCUACCGAGAAGUCGACCGGCGCAGCAGCCAGGUGGCCCGAGUACUCCAGGGCCAUGUGGGGCUGAAAGAAGGGGAAACGGUGGCUGUUUUCUUGAAGAACGUCCCAGCCUAUCUCUGGGUCUGGCUGGGCUUGGAGAAAAUUGGCUGUGCCAUGGCCUGCGUCAAUUACAACAUCCGAUCUAUGUCUCUGUUACACGUGCUCCGCUCCUGUGAGGUCAAGGUGCUUCUGACCACUCCAGAUUUGAAGUCGGCGAUUGAGGACGUCCUGCCUACUCUACAGAAGGAAGGGGUACGGGUUUUCUACCUGAGCGAUGACUCCCCAACGGAGGGCGUGGAAGCUUUGCUGGGACGGAUCAAAUCCAGCUCAGCGGAACCGGUGUCUCUUUCCUGCAGAGCCAAUGUGACGGCUCAGUCCAUAUCCAUGUAUAUUUUCACCUCAGGGACCACUGGGCUACCAAAAGCUGCUCCCAUCACCCAGAAGAAGCUGAUGACUGUGUCCCACAUGCUCAGGUUGUGUGGGGUGCGUCCCACGGAUGUCAUCUACGCCCCGCUCCCGCUGUAUCACUCGGCAGCCCUUCUCAUUGGCCUUGGAGGGUGCUUGGAGGUUGGAGCCACAUGCGUCUUGAGGUCUAAGUUCUCCGUUUCCCAUUUCUGGGACGACUGCCGACGCUAUCGUGUCACUGUGAUCCAAUAUGUGGGAGAAAUAAUGCGCUACCUGUGUAAUGCACCUAAGAAGGACAGUGAGCGUGACCACAGCGUGCGAAUGGCAGUUGGGAAUGGCAUGCGGGUGGAGGUCUGGAAGGAGUUCCUGCGCCGAUUCGGAUUCCUCCAGAUCUAUGAAUUCUAUGGCGCUACAGAGGGGAAUCUUGGAUUCCUAAACUACACAGGGAAAGUUGGAGCGGUGGGAAGGGCCAACUCCAUCUACAAGAAAAUGGUAAAGUUUGAACUUAUUCGAUAUGACGUUGGACAGGAUGAGCCCGUGAGAGAUGAGAAAGGGCUUUGCAUCCGAGUGGCCACAGGUGAGACAGGUUUACUGGUGAGCAAGAUCACAGCACGCAACCCAUUCAUUGGCUACGCAGGAGAUCGUCAGUUGUCGGAGAAGAAGAUUCUCCAGAAUGUCCUGGAGAAAGGAGACUGUUUCUUCAACAGCGGUGAUCUCAUGAUGCAAGACCACGAAGGCUUUCUAUAUUUUCAGGACCGAAUGGGAGAUACUUUCCGGUGGAAAGGAGAGAACGUGGCCACUACAGAGGUUGAGACGACCCUGGCAACACUGGAGUUCAUUCAGGAAGUCAAUGUAUAUGGGGUACCGGUGCCAGGGCACGAAGGAAAGAUCGGCAUGGCAGCCAUAAGGCUGAAGGACGGGCUCUCCUUUGAUGGGAAGAAGUUGUAUGCACAUGCCCGGCGUUACAUGCCAAGCUAUGCCAUACCUCAGUUUGUCCGCCUCAGGGAAGCCCUGGAGAUCACAGGGACUUUCAAGCAGUGCAAAAGUCAGCUAGUGAAGGAAGGAUUCGACCCUGCUGCCAUCAAUGAUCCCCUCUUCUUCCGAGAUGACUCAGAAAAAUAUUACGUGCCAAUGACUCAGCAGAUCUACAGCUCCAUCACAGAGAAGAAGCUGAAGCUGUGAAAGGGGCUUCCAGGCACACCAAACAAUUGUCUUCUGCGUGGACCUAGUGGCGCAGGGAGCCCAAGAACAGCUAUGGCUUCUGCUGGGAGGGAUUGAUCUGCCAACCUAAGACAGAUGUUUGUGUAUUUUUCCUUGAGAAAUCUGCGCAAGUUAGUUUGGGGUACUAAAUAUACAGUGUAUUUUGUUUUAUCCCCUCCACCCCACAAUGACUGUAGACUGUGUCCUUCUUUGCUCAAGGUAUGUCAUGGAAAAUAUAUGUGCGCAGCAGUAACAAGAGUUCCCUGCUCCAAAGCCACUGGGAUGCUUUUGCUUCCUAUCACACAAAUGCAAAUCGUUGUGUACGCAUAUACAGAUGCAGCCCAGGGCCUAAUGUGAGCCAGGAGGCCCUAGUGAGAAACCUGGAAUCUGUUUUCAGGAAAUAGGGGUUGACUGACCUUUCCCAGAUGCCACUUUUGUGGGUUUCAGAGAGACCCAUCUGUGUGUCGUUCACAAUUGAUGGUGAUGCAUGGAAACAUUGCCUUUUAAAUUCAGGUGAAACUUCUCCCAGCCACCAAAAACAAUGGGUUGGAUCCAGAUUUAUGCUGGAUCAAUGGCACGCAUGGAAGUGGACCUUUCAGUUCCCUCCUUCCCACAGCAGCCCCUCCAAGUCCCUGAAAAUGCUACACAGAGAGUCAGGAGACCCUCCUGAAUGUGAUGAGCUGUGGUGUGAGGAGAUCCUCCCAAAUUGGACAGAGAGGAUCACAUAAAAUUGAGUGGAGGAUGUUACGUUAACAGAGCCCUUCCUCUCAUGGAUGGCCUCUUCCUCUCCCACAGGGCAAAUUCUGGAUUCCCAGUGUGUUAUACAUGCACCUAAGUUGGCAUCUCCUGAUCUCUACUAGCCUGCCUCAUGUAGAAGGAAAAAAACACAUUUUCUUUAAGCUAGUUUUACAUGGCCAGAACACCCCUGCCCUGGGGGAGAACAACAGAAGAACUAGAAAUGGUGCUGACUUUCAGGAGGGGCCUCCAGGUUAUGGUCCCAGAAACUGGUUCAAAAGUGGAGGCCUCUUUGUAGCCAACCAGAGAGGCUGGGAAACAGCUACUAUCACCUUAGAGCAUUCUCCAAGGUCAAUGCAUAUAGGAUUGCAAUCAGGGCUGCCCAUGACAUUUUGCUGCCUGAGGCAAGGGACAAAAUGGCUCCCACCUCCUUUCCAUGUAGGGAAGCCAAUUGGGCCAGCCGUUGAAUCUUAGUUCAAUUCUGGCAAUGGGGUAAUCCGAGAACAGCAGAUUAGUUUAGCGGGUGCAGGGCAGACAGUGUGGCAAACACAGAGGUCUUCCACGAUUGGGGAGUGGCUGGGGAUUCAGGUGGAAUGGCCAGGGGGUUGCCGCUGCUGCCUCCCCCAGCAUCUGCCACCUGAGGCAUUUGCAUCACUCUCCAUAACGGUAGGGCUGGUCCUGAUUGCAGUUGCAACCAGUCACCAGCACAUUCUGAUAUGUGGCAGAGGAAGAGAAAGAAAAGUAGUGAGAAUGGAAAGUGUGCCUAGUUGCCCAAUCUGCAAUGCAGCCGCUGCCACCCAGGCCACUUUGCUCAUCACGAUAGAGGAGCUGGCUCCAGUUCCCUUGAGGCAGAAUAGCCAGGAGUGUAAAGCAGCUGAUUGUUAGGGAGGGUGUUCUAAAAAUAAAACACUCGGGAUGGUUUGCAAAAACUUUGCAGCAAGGCUGUAGUUAAAUAUGGACAAGGGUGGAGCAAGAUAUGGCGGAUGGGUGUUGGGCACAGUUAUUUUUAGCAAAAUGUUUCUAGAGGGUGUGGCAGGAUAGGAGAGAGAGGGUGGCAACAGGAUCAGCCCAAUACAUUUUUCUCCCUGAGGCAAAGGACAGGUUGCCCCCCCUCCCAUUCCAUAUACAAAAGCUGACUGGACUGGCAGUUGAAUCUUUCGUCAACACUGGUGAUGGGACAGCAUCCACCACACAUGAACACAGCAAGCCAACUUAGCGGUUACAGGGCAGAUAAUGUAGUUGUGGUGCCACUCCCUUCAGCAGACAAACCCUGACUCUCUCACUGCCAACUCUAAACUCUCUAACUGCUCUCUACUACUAACUGAUUUUCAACUGUCCCCCCUUUCACACACUUGAAUCCAACAGCCAAUCAGCAUUCACUCCAACAUUCCAUGCACUCACUCCCCCUCCCAACAGAAUUAACCACUUACCAACCUUAUCAUAUGAAAUCCAAACAGCAUUUAUAAUAGAUAUAUGGCAUCAAAAACAGUAAAACAUCACACCCUUCAUCUUGUGGAAGGUCCCGUUCUCUCAGAUCCCACCCAUUAUAAUGUGUACCCCCACAACAUGUUCAAGAAAGAGCUGGUUAGGACAGCUAUGUGUACGCAUUGUUUGUGUGGUCAUCUGGAUUCUG
Molecule: messenger RNA, 4348 nt
Organism: Elgaria multicarinata webbii
Lineage: Eukaryota; Metazoa; Chordata; Lepidosauria; Squamata; Anguidae
Product: long-chain fatty acid transport protein 2-like
Exons: 10
Coding region: 100-1962 (620 amino acids)
Cellular component (GO): endoplasmic reticulum
Molecular function (GO): long-chain fatty acid-CoA ligase activity; long-chain fatty acid transmembrane transporter activity
Source: RefSeq, a predicted model, not a curated record